This is a messenger RNA of Podospora pseudocomata, 2273 nucleotides long. RefSeq names its product vacuolar aminopeptidase 1 (gene LAP4). The record is from RefSeq and is a predicted model, not a curated record. Gene Ontology annotation, cellular component: fungal-type vacuole. NCBI's taxonomy places the organism in Eukaryota, Fungi, Ascomycota, Sordariomycetes, Sordariales, Podosporaceae. Gene Ontology annotation, molecular function: metalloaminopeptidase activity; zinc ion binding. Bases 505 to 2067 code for a protein of 520 amino acids. The transcript has 2 exons. Gene Ontology annotation, biological process: proteolysis.
UGACGACAGCAAGCUGCGCGCCAAGAGAUCUUGCAUCCAUUGGGAAUCUUGGCAAGCUCGAGGUGGAUGUCUUUCUCCCCAUGCCGAACCGCUUGGAGACGGCCACGAGGAAGCGGUGGGCGAUUCGACGAGUCUGAACUCGAGAGGAACUGUACAACUCAUUGCUAUUACCAAUAGAUAGAUUGCUGAAGAGGUCAUGUGUGCUCUAAAGAUCACUGCGGCUGGUCCCGAGGACAGCUGCCAGGCACCCGAUUGUCGCCAAAGCAACGGCAGUUUUUGACAGCGUACCGCUGCGAUAAGAUAAGGGACCAGGCACGAGACCACCCGCCGCCGCCGCCGCCGCCGUCGCCCGGACAUGGAUCGGAUAAGCCACCCGCCAGACCAACCUUAAGCUCGGCCGCAACCAGUCAUCCUGUUUCCCUCCCUCAACUACUUUCACCACUUCCGCCACAAGCUCAACUUUCAUUCAUCCUCACCCUCCUCGAUUGCGCUAUCGCCGUCACCAUGACUCGUCACACUCCUGCCUUCAUCCGGGCCCGCGAUUCCAACCUCUCCAUCCGUUCCAUGGCCAUGGAGCAGGCGAUGAUGGCCUCGCGCGCCUCUCCUGUCGCCAAUGAUGGUCUCAACAAGGUCGACGCCAAAGAGCUUAAGCCCGAGGCCUUCACCAAACCAUACUGCGAGUUCAUGACCGAGAACCCCACAGUCUUCCAUGCCGUCGGCUACUUCAAGGAGAAGCUCGCAAAGGCUGGUUACAAGGAGCUUUCCCAUCGCGAUAGCUGGAUUGGCAAGCUGGAGCCUGGUGGAAAGUACUAUGUUACCCGCAAUGGCAGCUCCAUCAUCGCCUUCGCUGUCGGCAAGGCCUACAAGCCCGGGAAUGGUGCUGCGAUGAUUGCUGGCCACAUCGACGCUCUUACCGCCCGCCUCAAGCCUACAAGCACGAAGCCAGGAAACAAUGGAUACGUUCAAUUGGGUGUCGCGCAAUAUGCCGGUGCUUUGAACGAGACUUGGUGGGACAGAGACCUGAGCAUUGGUGGCCGUGUCAUCGUCAGAGACCCCGACACUGGCAAGACAACGGUGAAGCUCGCCAAGCUUGACUGGCCAAUUGCUCGUAUCCCUACUCUCGCUCCUCACUUUGGAAUCGGCAUGAUGGGCCACAAUAACCGCGAAACCGAAACCGUUCCAAUCAUUGGUCUCGACAACAGCGACGUUCGUGGUGCCUCGACCACCUCGUCUGAACCCCCUCUCGGCGGCGUUGGUUCCUUUGCCGCUACCCAGCCUCCCAAGCUUGUCAAGCUCAUCGCUUCGCAAAUUGGCGUCCAAGACUAUAGCACAAUCCUCAACUGGGAGCUCGAGCUUUACGACUCCCAGCCGGCCCAAGUCGGCGGCAUGGACAAGGAAUUCAUUUUUGCCGGUCGCAUCGACGACAAGCUCUGCUCCUGGGCCGCCUUCAUGGCUCUUCUCCACGCCAAACAGGAGGAGGAGGAGGGCAUCAUCAAGCUCGUCGCUCUCUUCGACGAUGAGGAAAUUGGCUCUCUGCUCCGCCAAGGUGCUCGUGGCAACUUCCUCCCUCUGACAGUCGAGCGCGCCGUCGAGUCCCUCGCUGCCAGAGAUGGCAAGACUCCCUUUGGCCCAGGCCUCAUGGGUCAAACCUUUGCCAACUCGUUCCUCGUCUCCUCCGACGUCACCCACGCCGCCCACCCCAACUUCACCCAGACCAACCUCGCCGAGCACUCGCCACGUCUCAACGUCGGCGUUGCCCUCUGCGUUGACGCCUCUGCCCACAUGACCACCGACAGUGUGUCGAUGGCCAUUCUGGACAGAAUCGCCACUCUGGCUGGCACCGUCAACCAGCGCCACAUGAUCCGCAACGACAGCAGAUCAGGCGGCACCGUCGGCCCAAUGCUGAGCAGCGCCAUGGGGUGCAAGGCUGCCGAUGUCGGUAUCCCACAGCUGAGCAUGCACAGCAUCCGCGCUACUACCGGUAGCUUGGAUCCCGGCCUCGGUCUCAAGUUUUACAAGGGCUUCCUGGACAACUGGGAGAAGGUUGACAAGGAGUGGCGCCCUUAGAUUUUUUUUGCGAUGGAUAUGAGUGUAAUGAGAGAGGAGAACAUGUACGAAUGAUGGUUUGAUAGCGAUAUUGCAUCACCGAUACCCAUUUCAACAAUUCUAGAAUGGCACAUUUGGUGGCUUCCUACAUGGCAUGGCCAUUUGCACGUAGCAAAGCAACAGAAGAUGGAUGGCAGUGAUGAAAUAAUAAUAAUUUUGGUAUUGGA